GUGAAAGCAGCCAUCGGGAAGAUCCAAGGUAGACAUCUCAAUGGGAGAUAAGGGACAGUUAUGGAAGAAGAUAGGAAGGAUCAAGCCCUUCUGCCGGAGUUUCUAAGUGUAUCAACGAAUAUCGCGCACCAGAAAAGCGCAAAAUGAUGAAAGAUAAACAUAAUAUCGCUAAUCUUGCAAUAUGCAUCCGGGGGAUCGGCAGGAUCGGCAAGACCGGCCGAGAUAACGUACUUGUUUUCCGAUAGCCAUGAUGAACGAUUAAGUCUUCCACUUUCUCAAUUCAUGGCGUCAACCAAAAAACUUGGUGUACUACAGCUGAAUACCCAGUUCUAUAGGCCGCCUGGGGAUUGCGGUAAUCCGAAAUCGUACACUUAUCCAGUGGUCAUAUCCAUCGUCGAAGCAGCCACCCGCGAGACGGUAGUGUUGGGUGGAAGGGAAGGGCAAAUGGUGUUGGUAGACGCGUUCGUUAAAGAGGGAACGAGACUGAUGAAAGAGGAGAACGUCACCUGUUUAAUUACAAGCUGCGGUUUCAUGGCUGCAACGCACAAAGAGCUUGCUGAGAGAAUGCCCAUUCCUAUAGGUACUAGCGCACUUUUACAAGUUCGAUGGCUUCGGGAGCUAUUUGGCGGCGCACCUGACUCUGUUGGAGUUAUUACAUUCUCCUCCGAGAACUUCACAGAUGACUACUUUAAAGGUGUGGCGCUGGAUGUCGUUCCACCGGUCAAGGGGAUGCCAGUUGGGGGUGCCUUCCAUAACUGGAUGUCCUGCACGACGGAAUUCGACCUUGCAGCGUGCGAAGCAGAGGUCGUACAGGCAGCGAAGGACAUCCAAAGAGAGAACCCAAGAAUACGUGCAAUAUGCUUUGAGUGCACCAAUAUGCCACCUUUCACAACCGCAGUCAAGGAAGUUACAGGCUUACCUGUGUACUCGGUGUUGAUAUUGGCUGACUGGUUAUACCACGGCUGAAAUGUGGGUCAAUCUUUAAGCUGAGCGCUUUUGUCCGUGUUGCUUAAGACACGAGACAUUUCGCAUGUCGUGUCACGGGCUGAUAUCGUAAAAUAGUCCAAACGUACAAAAGAAUAUGAAUAUGAAUAACGUAUCAGUCCUGAGCGUAUCGUCAAUUUACAAGCGUCCAAACAGCUCUUUCCCUGGCAUUCUGCACGUGAGGCCACGAUCCAAAGCAGAAGAACAGAAAACGAACUAGAAUCAUCUCGACAAGAAGCUUUUACACCGGACAUCCAACAUUCCACGGUGCUUCAAU
Molecule: messenger RNA, 1261 nt
Organism: Desarmillaria tabescens
Lineage: Eukaryota; Fungi; Basidiomycota; Agaricomycetes; Agaricales; Physalacriaceae
Exons: 4
Coding region: 283-966 (227 amino acids)
Molecular function (GO): racemase and epimerase activity, acting on amino acids and derivatives
Source: RefSeq, a predicted model, not a curated record